Messenger RNA from Schizosaccharomyces cryophilus OY26, 1163 nucleotides. Its product is annotated as cytochrome b5. Lineage: Eukaryota; Fungi; Ascomycota; Schizosaccharomycetes; Schizosaccharomycetales; Schizosaccharomycetaceae. The record is from RefSeq and is a predicted model, not a curated record. Gene Ontology annotation, cellular component: endoplasmic reticulum membrane; intracellular membrane-bounded organelle. The transcript has 4 exons. The coding region runs from base 121 to 510 and encodes 129 amino acids. Gene Ontology annotation, molecular function: heme binding.
UUGGAAUAUAUAGCUCCUCUUAUUGGAAGCACCGCGACUCGUUGAUUUCCUACAUCAAUUGCUUCUAAGGCACUGUUUACGGUAAAGAGACCAUAAAGAAUCGAAAGAAAUUGAGAGAAAAUGACUGAAAAGACCGUUUCUGUUGAAGAAGUGUUGAAACACAACACUCGCGAGGAUUUGUGGAUCGUCGUCAAGGAUAAUGUCUUUGACAUUACAAAGUUCAUUGAGGCCCACCCUGGUGGUGAAGAAGUCUUGGUUGAUCUUGCUGGUCAAGAUGCAAGCGGUCCUUUUGAGGAUGUCGGUCACUCGGAAGAUGCUCAAGAAAUGCUCAAAAACUUUCACGUCGGCAAGUUGGUUAAGACUGAAGGUGGUCCCGAAUUGCCCACAAAGGGUGCGUUCUCUGACAGCAAGUGCUAUGACUCUUCCCAGCCUAUUCAUCCAGCAAUGUGGAUCUUUGUUGUUGCUAUGAUUGGUGCUUACAUUGCUUUCCGAACGUAUUUUAUCAAGUAAGCAACAUGGAAAUGCAAUUCAUAACCUCAAGAAAAAAGAAGAAAUAGGAACAAUCCUCAAUUUUUUUUCCAGCUACGGAUGAAGUUGAUGGUUUGAAGUUUCGUCUUUGAUGGUAAUACCUCUUCAUUUUCUUUUUUUCAUACGUUAUUCAUUGUUCUUGUCCUCACCUUUGCUUCCUUUCCUUUCUCGUAAAUAUCUGUUUGUGUUUAUUUGGCAAUGAAUAUCCCUAGAUCCCCUUUUCCUUCCACUUAGAAUUAUUUUGGAUGGCUUUUCUGUACGAAUUCUUUUUCUUUCAGAAUGGGUCUGAUCCCGAAGGCCCAUCCUCUCGAUCUUUUUAUUUACUUUACCUAUCUUAAAUUAUUUUAUAACACUCGCUUGUCUUUAAACAUCUGUAAACUUUGGUCUCAUUCUCCCUUCGUCUCUUACUUAUAUUAGCUAUUAUUAUGUAUCUACCAUAGAACAGUGUCUGAGCUUUGUCUUCGCUCUUUGCCAUCUUUUCGUUUUCUUAUUUGAAAGCAGUUCUUGAAAAUGUGUUUUUGAAGAAAAGAACCGCAAAACAAGCAGACGAAAGACGCUAUAAAAUCUACAUUUUUACUUCGAUCAUUAUUCUCUUUGGUAUGAAAAAGGGAAGUAUUAUAUAGAAUAUCAAUUGU